UAUAUCAAUCCGAAGUGGUUUGUAGAUUGAAUCAGUGACUGACUGAAUUGGGAGAUACAAGUUGUGUAAUAGCAAGGUGAUACAGUGGGCAACGUGAACUUUCGAGUGUGUUUAUAGGACUUUUCAUUCCACUCUGUUCCCAAGUUUACAGCACUUUUUUGUUGAAGAAACGGUCAAGAGAAACAUGCACAAAGUGUUCCUCGUGUUGUUUUUAUUUGCCUCCGUCUACUCUGAGUCGGUGCGGGAGACUGAGACAUGGAUGCCCAUGAAGACGACCCAAGCCGCGUCGCACGACGAGCUUGUUGCGUCUGGUGACGGCUCCGACUUUGGCUUCCCUGAUGAGGAACACGACACAUUUGACAAUGAGGAUGAAAUGGACGAUGAAGACUUCUCUGGCUCUGGAGAUGGAGUAACUACUAUUACAAUCAAAAAUGACAAAACCAUGACAAAGUCUACCAUGAACGACAACAAGAUUCCAGACCUGGACAUACCCCUGAGGACCAAACCCACACCGAAUGAGAUUGAACUGGUCCAGAAGAACAAUGAAGUGUCAGUGCGGGGUGCUCCCAAACCCGAGGAGUACCCAUCAAACGUACUGAUGGCCCAUGCGGGGGAGGAGAGCAUCUUCAGAAAAACAGAGGUCCUAGCAGCUCUGAUUGCUGGUGGAGCAGUGGGGCUGCUCUUUGCAGUCUUCCUCGUCCUUCUGCUCAUCUAUCGCAUGAAGAAGAAGGACGAAGGCAGCUACGAUCUGGGAAAGAAGCCCAUUUACAAAAAGGCUCCGACAACGGAGAUCUACGCCUAAAGCCCACCUUCGUCGGGGCCCCUGCCUGCUCUCCAGUGCCUCUCGAAAGCAAACCUCUCCUCUUGCCUGCUUACUGUCAAGCUAGGAAGUCCCAGAGGGGGAGAACACCAAACAAACUGCUUUUCCUAUUCCACCGCAAGUUCGGAAUCAACAUUUUAACUGUCAGUUUCCCCCCCCUCCCUUUUUUUCCCCUACAGGAAAGAUAUUGGGUGAAAUCUUGACUUUUCUCUCCCACACUGUUUUAUGACACUAACAAGGUGCAAUGACAACUUCACUCAGUGAGGUGACAUGGUACAGAUAUUUAUUUUCCUCGGUACCCAUAUACUGGUGCUACAGAAGUCUUGUUACUGUAGCAUUUUCUUUUACAAUAUAAAAAAAAAAUCCCUGUGUAGGGAAAUCAUGACUGGUUCUGUUUAGAUUCAAAUGUAUUUUGUCAAACAGAUUAAGUCUGAAGUGAAUUCCAGAUUGAUGAAAAUACCUUGAUACAUGCUACUCUAUAAAUAUAGCAGGGGCCAAGCUUGAUUCUCCAGGCUGUUUUAUUUGGACAGUACAGAAAUCAACAUGCUUUUGUUCCUAGGACAAAUCGCUGUGUGAAUACACCCACUCCAUCCACACACCACAAUUAUUUGUAAAAACGAGCAACACAACGACACAUACAUGAUUGGUGAGCUCAGUUUGUCAGACCUCAUCUCAGUGAUUUACAAUGCUUGUAAACUAAGCUAUUUGAACAGAUUAUGGUUUAUCGCUGUUGACAAAACAAUUAUCACUGCACAUGAACUGUACGCUUCAAGGGAUCUGUACAUAGCCAUUUUAAUAAAAUUCUGAACUUGGAACUGAGCAAUUUCUUGCCAGAUGUUUAUUUACCAAAUAUUUUAUACUUUGUCUAACAUUACUGUAAAUGCUUGGAAUAAUCAGUGUCUUCAUACCUAAGUUGUCGGGAUGUAUUGAUUCACUGAUAGAGGCCCUGGUUCAAAUGUUUGAAAAUCACUAAAUUGACAAAAAGCUAUCCACCAGAUAGCCCAGUUUUCCUAAUGGCUCAGCUCUGGUGCCUACAUACACUAGACUUGUACGAUUUACACACGCGUCAUCUCUGAGACCCAGCUUAUGAGCUCUAUCAGCAACAGAUUUGAAUUUAGAAUGGGAAAUGAAUGUGUUUUAUGUAACAAAUGUUAGUAAUAUAUGCCAUUUAGCAGACGCUUUUAUCCAAAGCGACUUACAGUCAUGUGUGCAUACAUUCUACGUAUGGGUGGUCCUGGGGAUCGAACCCACUACCCUGGCGUUACAAGCGCCAUGCUCUACCAACUGAGCUACAGUUAGUGAACCGAAUCGCAUCGAUUUGUUCCUCUAAUCAAACUGAAUCGUAUAAUAUCGGAGCCCAACUAUCUAGAUGCGUAAUUGAAUCGUUUUGAAAGGGAAAGAGUCACAUCCCUACUAAGAAGCCUAUAGUGGGAAACUUUAACUACCAAUGCUAGUACUAACUAUUUCUGUCCAAUGUUUUAGAAUACUUGUUCAAUUUAACUAUCAAAUUGUAUUGCCUUUCAGGUUGGGGCUUUUCCCCUCUUAGCUGUUGUAUUUGUUUUAAUGUUUUAUAUACACUAGUUCAAAAAGCAAAUAGUUUUAUUUUGUACAUUUAUGUUUUUCUUGACAUUUUUAAGCCGUAUCUAUUUAUGUUUUGUAGAAGGAUUGCUAUGUAAUUGUUCAGGGGAACUGAAUUGAGCCAUGGGUCAUUUGCAUGGGGAAAAAAUCUGCUGCUUUUGUCACAAGAUAUGUGAAUCACCAAUUGAGUGGAGAAGUCAAUGAAUCAUUGAUUUCUGCAUGUUCUGAUUUAUUUGGAAAUAAAGCUAUUUUUAUGCACAUUAACUAAAAUGGUUGGAUCAGUCUUUUCAGUAUUCCGGUGACAUUUACGAUCUACACAAAGAUCAGCAUGAGGUGUAAAGUCUGCCAGCUCAGUCUGUCAUAGAAGUCUGCCUUAUCGUCCUGUAUACAUUACUCUUAUUGUUGCUAAUGCAGUUUAACCUGACUAUCAACUCGACAAUGUAAUGGUUAUAUUACACCAGAGCUUGCUUGCAAUGUGCCGCACAGCCUGUACUCAGAACUUAACCAUCAUGAUUACUUCCCUGUACCUGUUAUAUCUUUGAGUAUAUGAACAGGAUAGGUGUAUUGUAGAACACUAGCUGUUUUGAAGUCUACUGAAUGCUCUUCCCGGCAGCAUAGUCUGUAUCGUGAGACCUCACCAUCCUGAUACUUGUGUUAUUUUUUUAGUACAGGACUGAUGUACUUCCACCACAGGACACUAGCUGUUCUAUACGUCAUAGGGUGGACUUUAGCUCUUUUACGACUUGUAUUAUCAAUGAUCUUUGCAUGCGCUCUCAAAUUAUUUUAAUUUUAUGUGUGUGCUGUGACUGGGCAAUUUGCUGUGCUUAAUUGUAUUAACUUUUUUUUAACCACCCUUCUGUAAUUGGCGCAUCCCCUAACUAUGCUCUGCCUCGUUUUAUAGCCUGUGGUGCACCUGUAUUCGGGUCACUGGAGUAUAAGAUGGAAGUUGUCAGUCCAAACGACAAAGGUCUGAGCUGUUGGCGCAAGCACGUUGUGGUGUCCAUCCUAAACUGUUUGCCCUGCGUUCAGGGUUGUCGGCUAUUGUUUGUAGGUCUUGCUCAGUGUCACUUGUUCUUCCCCAUGUUUGUGGUGAUGGUGGCUUCGCUAGGUAGAUUUGUCACAUGUAAUUUAAUGCUCUUAGUAACGGUACAUGAUUUGAAGUCCUCGGUAUUUGUCUGAGCCAUGCUCAAGUCACCAUCCAGGUAUUUAAUUAACAUUGCUAUUCGUGUUUCUGAAGUUGCCUGUUUUAAAUAUUGUAACAGAAAAGAUUGUUGUAAUAAAAUAUUUUUUUAUAAAGCG
Oncorhynchus gorbuscha (pink salmon) is the source of this 3697-nucleotide messenger RNA. It is a transcript of the gene sdc4, whose product is annotated as syndecan 4. Gene Ontology annotation, cellular component: membrane; cell surface. The coding region runs from base 185 to 802 and encodes 205 amino acids. Lineage: Eukaryota; Metazoa; Chordata; Actinopteri; Salmoniformes; Salmonidae. Gene Ontology annotation, biological process: cell migration. The record is from RefSeq and is a predicted model, not a curated record. The transcript is spliced from 5 exons.